Messenger RNA from Gongylonema pulchrum, 396 nucleotides. NCBI's taxonomy places the organism in Eukaryota, Metazoa, Nematoda, Chromadorea, Rhabditida, Gongylonematidae. The record is from the annotation of a GenBank genome assembly.
GAAUUGAUUCUUUCCGAUAUUGGUCUGUGUAGUGUGGACCACCGUUGGUUCGAAUUGACUUCGCUGGAGCGAUUAGAUCUCAGCGUUAAUAGGCUUGGCGCACGGCACGUGUUCUGCAGCAGCUUCUUGAAAAUCGCUCAGUUAAAAUGCCUCAAAAUGCUUUCGCUCAAAGAUAACCAGAUUGGUCGCAUUUCGGAUGAACUAUGGGAGGCAUUGCCAAAAAGCUUGCUGCAUCUCGACUUAUCGGUUAAUUACAUCGCGGAGCUAUCGCCCUCCAUCACUCAGUUACCAAAUUUGACGAAGCUGAUAGUUGCCAGCAAUCGCAUCUCUCGACUUCCUGAAAAUGUUUGUUAUUUUUUCCAUCAACGCAUUCCGUGUAGAACGAAUCGAUCUUAA